Messenger RNA from Neospora caninum, 612 nucleotides. RefSeq names its product putative zinc finger (C3HC4 RING finger) protein. Gene Ontology annotation, molecular function: zinc ion binding. The coding region runs from base 1 to 612 and encodes 203 amino acids. Gene Ontology annotation, cellular component: peroxisomal membrane. NCBI's taxonomy places the organism in Eukaryota, Apicomplexa, Conoidasida, Eucoccidiorida, Sarcocystidae. Gene Ontology annotation, biological process: protein import into peroxisome matrix. The record is from RefSeq and is a predicted model, not a curated record. The transcript has a single exon.
AUGUCGGUCCGCUUUGCGUGCUUCGCUCCCGAGUUGCCUGGUCGAAUACAACAACAACGGCAGACGCGGCAUCCAUGUAGGCUUCUUGCGGUUUUGUUGACGGUUCAAGCGGUCCUGUCUCUUCGAGCUGUCGCCGUAACUGCAUGGAGGCGUAUUCGCAUUGAGCCUACCCAUGAGCUUCACGCAGCAACUUCUCCCCCCGAGAGGAUGGAAGGGACUUCAGCGGAUAUGGAUCGGGCAGAAUCCGGGGAAAGCCAAACUCAUGAACUUCGUUCGACCAGUCACACAAAGUCAUUAGCAGAGACUGACGAGGCUCCACUGCCUCACGGUGACGAAGAAGAGGUCAGCAGCACGACACGUCCGAGGAGGCAGCUCCAGUCCAGAAACAGUAAAAUCGAAGAGAGGAAAGAGAAGCGGGGGACGGGAGAGGGCGGCGAUAAUGAUUCACCCGAUGAGAAGGCGGACGGAACGGCGUGCUUAUUUUGUCAAGGCAAGUGUCGUGGCCCAACAGCAACGGCCUGCGGCCAUAUCUACUGUUGGGGAUGUAUCACCCGAUGGAUACUGCAGCAACAACGUGACCAGACUGCAGCCGCGUGUCCAGUCUGCAGGUGA